Desarmillaria tabescens is the source of this 846-nucleotide messenger RNA. RefSeq lists its product as uncharacterized. NCBI's taxonomy places the organism in Eukaryota, Fungi, Basidiomycota, Agaricomycetes, Agaricales, Physalacriaceae. The record is from RefSeq and is a predicted model, not a curated record. The transcript has 4 exons. The coding region runs from base 1 to 846 and encodes 281 amino acids.
AUGCCUACUUGCCUUUCCUCUGACUCUGAGGCUGGACCCUCGCGGCUAUCACCAGACGAACUAUCACCGGACGAAACUUAUCGCAUAGCACAGCGUUCGCUGCAAGGCGAUUUAUCAUCUCUAUCAGGAUAUGACUCUUCUUCGGACUCUGACUCUUCAACCGUCUCCUCGGGAUCGUUUUACCUAGAACUAGGCAAAACCGCAAGCAUUGAGGAUGCUCGACGCCUCAUAGAAAACCACAACUAUUCGACCGAAAAACUCGUAAAUCAGGCUAGGCGAUUGGUCGAGACCUUCGAAACCUCGGAACCUGAACUCCGGACGGUGCCUACCUGGUUUUUACGAUUCAACGGCCGUCUAGAGGCCCUUUUUCGAGCCAUGCUCGAUACGGCGGAUGAAUGCGGAGGUCCAGCGGGACUGCGAUACGUUGUAAGUGCGAUAUGCGCUUGCCAAGUCGGGUCGAAGAGCAGCGAUAUACAAGCUACUAUCCGAGGGAUGACCGCCCUAGGGCUAACGUGGUUUGCACAUUUGCUUUGGCCUUUCAAAAUUUCGAGCUCAUACUCCUUACUGCCACCUGAUGCCCCCGACAACGUCGCCCCCCAAGCAAUUCCGACGAGAGGGGUACUGAUAUCCAUCUGUCUGAAGCCCCCCCUGUUAAUACUCCAGAAAGUGUUGCUACGGCAAAACUACCGUUGCGCCCUAACUGGCACCCCCAAAAUUGAUAGCGGGACCCCUGGCUGCAGGCUUGAGAUCGCCCACGUUCUCAAGCGGUCAGUAUGCCAAUUCCAAACCAGCAAGACCGAUUUAACCCCCCAUUACUCCGGGAGAGUCACAUGGGACAUACUAUGA